Messenger RNA from Cyphellophora europaea CBS 101466, 1488 nucleotides. RefSeq lists its product as uncharacterized. The coding region runs from base 1 to 1488 and encodes 495 amino acids. The transcript is spliced from 2 exons. Gene Ontology annotation, cellular component: endoplasmic reticulum-Golgi intermediate compartment; Golgi apparatus; cis-Golgi network. Gene Ontology annotation, molecular function: antiporter activity. NCBI's taxonomy places the organism in Eukaryota, Fungi, Ascomycota, Eurotiomycetes, Chaetothyriales, Cyphellophoraceae. Gene Ontology annotation, biological process: UDP-glucose transmembrane transport. The record is from RefSeq and is a predicted model, not a curated record.
AUGGCCACUCCUCCCCCCAAGGAGUCAAGACGAUCACGUCCACCUACUGCGCAACGCGACGAGCCUCACAAUCCGCGUCGGAAGUUCCGUCGGCGCACGACAGACUCCCUCUCCGAUUCCCGCGAAUUCCAAUCAGACGAUGAAUCCCGCUCAUCCAUGUCCGAAUCACUAGAAUUAGAGCCCAUCGGUUCGGACGGCGAGGAGGUUGAUGAAGAGACGGGCCUCACAGGCAAAGAACGUCAGAAAUACUUGCAGCGCAAGCGACGACAGGAUGCUCUGGAUGCUCGAAUUGGGGGUGCCAGCAGUCUUUCCCUUGACGACGAACGGAAGGCUGCUGACCGCAAUGUCACUCGCAAGUUGAUCGUCAACGCCAUGCUGAUUGCAGCGUGGUACGUCUUUUCGUUGUCAAUAUCCCUAUACAACAAGUGGAUGUUCUCGUCCGAGCAUCUAGACUUCCACUUCCCUAUGUUCACGACAUCGCUCCAUAUGAUUGUGCAGUUCCUACUAGCUGCCACAAUCCUCCUCAUAUUCCCGAAGCUGCGGCCUUCUGUACCGCCAAACCCUCAUGGCGAGACCAAGCCCCUUGUUACACCACUCUUCUACUUUACGCGUCUCGUGCCCACCGGGACGACAACCUCGCUCGAUAUUGGACUUGGCAAUACUUCGCUCCGCUAUAUCACAUUGACCUUCUAUACUAUGUGCAAGUCUUCAGUACUCAUCUUCGUCCUCACGUUUGCAUUCCUCUUCCGACUCGAGAAGCCGUCCGUCAAGCUAAUUCUCAUCAUACUCACCAUGACUGGAGGUGUCCUAAUGAUGGUAUUCGGUGAGACCGCUUUCCACGCGCUGGGUUUCGCUUUGGCAAUGAGCGCGUCCUUCUUCUCCGGCUUCCGGUGGGGCCUGACCCAGAUUCUCAUGCUGCGGCAUCCUGCAACCUCGAAUCCUUUCGCCACCCUCUUCUUCCUCGCACCUAUCAUGUUUGCAACUCUCUUCACCAUCUCGCUCUUCGCCGAGUCCCCUUCCGCCAUCGUCUCCGGACUUCAUAUACUGGUGUCGGCCCAAGGCCUCGCGAAGUCGCUUUUGUUACUCAUCAUACCCGGAACUCUCGCAUUCUGCAUGAUUGCCGCGGAAUUCACGCUGCUGCAGCGAACAAGUGUCGUCACGCUGUCGAUCUGUGGAAUAUUCAAAGAAGUCGUCACUAUCAGUGCUGCGGGCAUCAUUUUCCACGAUGAAUUGAGUAUCAUCAACGUCUCAGGCUUAUUGGUUACGAUUGCAUGCAUCGCCUACUACAACUAUUUCAAAGUAAGCAAGAUGAGAGAGGAGGCCAGGGCAAAGCUCGCGAAGAAGACCGACGAUCAAGAUGACGACGUCGAGGUGGAUCAAGAAGCUUUUCGGGAAGAUGGCCCGAGUGAGAGGGAAGGGCUGAUGAACGGUCAGCCAAGAGAGAACAAUCGCCGUGGGAGCGAUUCUUCACCGCAACGACAGAGCUGA